AUGGCGGCCACGCCGACAGACGUACGAUGGCAUUUGGAGGACGGCGUGGAGCACAACUUCUCGCCAGCCUGUCUCGAACAUGCUAAGGGGCUCUACGUGCUGGCGGCGCCUGGGCUCAGGCUGCCUGGCUGGGGUAUGGACGACGCCGACAUGAUGCACAGGAUGAUGGCCCUCACCUCGUGGCUGGACCUGCUCAGCACCUGCAGGGUGAGGCACGUCCUCGUGCUGAUGGCGCCCGAGGAGCUGCAGCGCCGGUACGCGGGCCUGGGAGACGGGAGCCUGGAGGCCACCUGCGAGGGCCAGGGCAUCCCCCCGGCGGCUCAGAGAUGA
Molecule: messenger RNA, 330 nt
Organism: Prorocentrum cordatum
Lineage: Eukaryota; Dinophyceae; Prorocentrales; Prorocentraceae
Source: the annotation of a GenBank genome assembly